AUGGCCAGUGACUCCAGAACCCACUUGACAGACGGCACCCUUUUGCAACUAUGGAACUUUCUUGACGCUCGAGGCCUGGAUCUUGACAUGGGUGGAGAUCAAGAUCCAAGGCAGGGGUCAGCUCGCAAUGGCUCUACUGGCGGAACGGUCAGUACCUCCGUCAGCAAUAAGGGAUCCUCGGCAGAUAAAUUGGGUACCACCUUUAUACCCGUGUCUGUCUUUGUCGGCGUUUGCUUGCUCGUAUUUAUCGUCCUGCGCCGCUGCUGCAAGAGAGUCUACGCACCGAGAACGAUUGCAGAGCUACGGACACCAGAUCCACCGAGCCCUUCUUUGCCAGGGGGGUGGAUUGACUGGAUAGCACCAUUUUUCAAGACACCAGAUACCUGGGUGCUGAAUCAUGGAUCCCUCGACGGCUUUUUCUUCCUCCGGUUUUUGAAGGUCGUUCGCAACAUCUGCCUCGGAGGAUGCAUUAUAACGUUCCCCGUGCUGCUUCCUGUCCAUGCGACAGGAGGGAUGGGACUUGCAGGUCUCGACAUGCUAACAAUCGGAAACGUGAAAGAUCCCCAAAAGUUACUCGCCCACGUCUUUGUGGCAUGGGCCUUUUUUGGGUUUGCUCUCUACACGAUUGUUAGAGAGUGCAUCUAUUAUGUCAAUCUUCGCCAAGCAUACCUUUCCUCGCCAUAUUAUGCAGACCGAAUAUCUUCGCGCACCAUCAUGCUCACGUGUGUUCCCAGGGAGUAUCAAGAUGAGCGCCGACUUCGUAAGCUGUACGGCGACGCUGUUAAACGAGUAUUCAUCCCGCGAACCUCCAAAGCACUCGCUAAACUGGUCAAGGAGCGUGAGCAGACGGCAGAAAGAUUGGAAAAGGCCGAAAUUACGCUUAUCAAGACGGCGAAUCAGGCCAGGCAGAAGCGAGUGGCUCAACCACCGGAAUCGGUCAACAAAUCCAGCCCAGCAUCUUCUGUCAUGGAGUCGACCAGACCAAAGCAGGAUUUGGCAAAGUUUGCAAGCGUCAAGACGGUGACUGAAAUUUGUACUAAAAGAAGCCCGGAAGUUUCGGACUCGGUUUUAUACUUGGGGACAUUGGGCGACAAAAUUUGCAAGGAUGCUGGCCGGGACAAGGACGAAAAACUCAACCCACAGACUCGCGGUUCCAAUGUAGAUGACGAAGAAGAAGAAUAUACCCACCCUUACGGGCUUUCAGAGAACCUCCCCGACGUCAGAGGAUCUGUUGCAGCCCAGUGGAUUCCCGUCGAAAAAAGACCCUACCACCGCCCAAUGGGGAACUUCUUCCGUCGACAGGACACCAUCCGAUGGACACGGCUUCGACUGCGCCAACUCAAUGUUCAGAUCCACAAGAUGAGGAAGCAAAUCCGACGUGACGAGGGCGCCACGUUGCCAACCGUAUUUGUUGAAUUUUACACUCAAGAAGCAGCCCAGGCAGCUCACCAAGUGCUCUCUCACCACCGACCGCUUCAAAUGUCAAAUCGUCUUUUGGGCGUGAGACCAGAUGAGGUCAUUUGGUCAUGUCUGCGGAUGACAUGGUGGGAACUCAUCAUCCGACGAUUCACUGUCCUGGCAAUCGUAACAAUGGCAGUCAUCUUCUGGGCGAUCCCCUCGGCUUUUAUCGGAACAAUCAGCAACAUUGACAGUCUGAUUGAAAGAUUUGCAUUUCUCAGCUUCCUCCACAAACUGCCGACUGUUAUUCUCAAUUUCAUACAGAGCUUCCUACCUCCAGUUGCUUUGACCAUGUUGAUGGCCAUUGUGCCGUGGCUGCUGCGAUUCUGUGGCAGAAUGUCCGGCAUCCCGACUACGACUAGCGUCGAACUUUUUGUGCAAAACAUAUAUUUCGCGUUUCAAGUUGUGCAGGUCUUCCUCGUUACGACCAUCACAUCGGCUGCGUCAUCUGCCUUGGGAAAGAUCUUGUCUAACCCGCUCGGGGCGAAAGAUCUUUUGGCCACAAACCUCCCUAAAGCGUCCAACUUUUACCUUUCCUAUAUUCUGAUUCAGUGUUUGAUGAGUGGCGGUGUCCGAUUAAUUCAGCCGUUUGGGUUAGUUCGUCACUACAUUAUUGCGAGAUUGAGUGCUAUACCACGGACAAGGUAUAAACGGUGGGCCUCUUUAGAGCCGGUGCAUUGGGGGGGCAUCUAUCCAGUUUUUACGAAUAUGGGAGUUAUUGCGCUCAGUUAUGCUUUCAUUGCACCUCUUGUUCUCCUCUUCGCGGCGGGCGGCAUUUUUUGCACGCAAAUUGUCUGGAAAUACAACCUCCUCUACGUCAUUGACUCGGAUAUGGAUACAAAGGGACUAUUUUAUCCGCGGGCUCUCAUUCAUCUUACCAUUGGCUUAUACCUCGCGGAGGUUUGCCUGAUAGGCCUCUUUGCGCUAAAGCUCGCUUUUGCACCUCUUGCACUCAUGGUAAUCUUCUUUGUUUUCACCGGCCUGGUGCACUUUUCGCUCAGCGACGCCAUUGCACCUCUUUUGCUCAAUCUGCCUCAGACACUACCCUUGGAAGGCGAAAUCCAGGAAGAGGAAAGAGCCAAGGCACUUCGAGAAAAAGAGCUGGCCUCCGCGCGGCUCGAACAAGCCGGCGACGCAGUGGGUGCCGCAAACGACUACUACGAUACCGAGCAAGUUUUUGGCGACGAAGAGUCAUUCGCCCAGUCAGACGACGAGGACGAAGACGAGGAGGAAGAGGGCCAUUCGGGUGAUGAGCACGAAAUCACAGGGACUCGAGCCGUCGAAGGCGCCGCCAGCAUUGGGGCCACCCUUAAGGACUGGCUCAAGAACAGGUCCCGAUCCAAAAUCAACAAGGAGAUUAGCAAAUCCGGCAUAAUCGAGUUCCUGGACAAACUUGGGCUUUGGAAGCUCGACAAGAACGCGAGUGGCGAACCCCCCGGUUUCUUGGCACGCUGGCUGCACCCAGAAGAGUACGAAGACUUCGUCGCGCUGCGCAACACCAUCCCCAGCGACCAGUUUCCGCCCGUCGAGUACCCUCCUGAAUUCAGGAAGCGCUGCUACUUGGCACCGGAAAUGUGGGCGCCGAAGCCGACGCUAUGGAUUCCCAGGGACGAGGCACGGGUGAGCAGGCAGGAGGUUACGCACACGAAAAUAUACACGCCGAUUUCGGAUAAGGGAGCCGACUUGGACGGUAAGGGUAGAGUGGUGGCCUACUUUGAUAAAGCCCCGAUGAGAAAGUCGCGAUUGCUGUUGUGA
Ustilaginoidea virens is the source of this 3213-nucleotide messenger RNA. RefSeq lists its product as uncharacterized. NCBI's taxonomy places the organism in Eukaryota, Fungi, Ascomycota, Sordariomycetes, Hypocreales, Clavicipitaceae. Gene Ontology annotation, cellular component: plasma membrane. The transcript is spliced from 6 exons. The record is from RefSeq and is a predicted model, not a curated record. Bases 1 to 3213 code for a protein of 1070 amino acids. Gene Ontology annotation, molecular function: calcium-activated cation channel activity.